This is a messenger RNA of Saprolegnia diclina VS20, 1645 nucleotides long. RefSeq lists its product as hypothetical. NCBI's taxonomy places the organism in Eukaryota, Oomycota, Saprolegniomycetes, Saprolegniales, Saprolegniaceae. The record is from RefSeq and is a predicted model, not a curated record. The transcript has a single exon. Bases 53 to 1582 code for a protein of 509 amino acids.
CGCCGCUUCGCUGACUGCAUGUACUGGCAUUGCGAUCUGCCUGCAGGGGCCCAUGUGGCUGGCAGCCGUCGUGACGUUUGUCGCUUGCUGCUGCCUUCAAGCGCUCUUCUCGUCCAGCCAGCGCGUCCGACCGGUACCAGUAGCUCAUGGCGUCUCUGGGCCAAUAUCGCCGGCCCUCGUGACGCACCGGAAGCUGCGAGUCGUCACGACUCCACGACGCAUGGCCCAACAUCUGGCCGUCGUCUUGGAGGCGCCCGAGCUCGUGCUCAAGAUCGCCGAGUUCGUCCGAUGCCCGUUUUCGCUAUCGGCGCUCCUGCAUAUGGUACCUUCGACUACGCUCUCAGCGCCGUUCCAGACGUACCUUGCACUGCAAGCAACGACGCCGCCGACGCAUCUGUGGCCACACGUCCACGCACACGUGCUGCUCGCGGCGCCGGGCUUGCAAGCGCGCUUGCUCCAGCUGACGUCGAUCGCUCGGGCUUCGUCGGCCGCCGACGUCGCCAAGCUGCCGGCCACGACACCCAUCAUGGCGGAUGCGUACACGACAAUCACGACCGCGGCGUCGUGGAGCGGCCAUCGCCUCGUCGCCUGCGCGCUCGCGCUCACGAGCGCCGACUCGGAAGUUGACAUGCUGCGCGUCGCCACGUGGCUCGAGACGGCCCCGCAGCUGCGCUCGCUCUCGCUGCGCAUCUCAUCGGUCAACUUUGCCCGCGACGGCUGCCGCGCCUUUGUCGACGCGCUCUGUGGGUCCCGCUCCCUUGAGGAGCUUGCCCUACACAACGACGGCGGCGACGCGCGGUACACGGCGGCGUUUGUCACGGCGCUGCAGUCGCUUCUGGCGACGCCGCAGCUGGUGCGCGUGCGGCUCACAAGCCUCGGGUUUCCCCAGCGGGCGACCGAGACCGCGCUCUCGACGGCGCUACGCAAGUGCGUUUCGCUCCGAGCGCUCGAGCUCCAUAGUAUGCUCGGCUUUGCAACGACGUUCUGGGAGGAGCCGCUGCCACGUACAUUGCGCCACCUCGUGCUCCACUCUAGCUCGCUCUUACGCCACGCCGCGUACACGGACCAGCUCAUCGCAGCGCUGGCGCAUGCGCAACUGACGCACUUUACGCUCGACCGCAAGCACCCGAUGUCACCCGAGCACGACACGAAGAUGGCGCAGGUGCUGCGCGUGCUGCCGACGUUGCCGCACCUCUCGCACGUAAGCUUGACGUUCUUGAGCCUCGGGCCCGACUCGGCCGCAGCGCUGACGACCGUGCUGCCGCAGAUUCGCGAGCUCGAGGCGCUGCAACUCAAGAGCAUUGCGUGGGGCGGCGGCCGAAGCACUCUUGAGCGGCUCCUCGUCGACGUGGCGCCGCGCUGCCGCCGACUGCACCGCGUCGCCCUGCGGAACGUCUCGGUGACGUGCCCGGCCAUGUGGCAGCGCUGGGCCUCGUUGCGCUACUUGUGUCUUCGCGGCAGCGACGGCCCGGGUCCCGACGGCAGCAUUCGCGUCUGCUGCGCCAAGGGCGAGAAAGGCAGGUGUAUUUUUGCGGACGACGACCUGCAGCCCUGGGACGGGUCGGUGGACGACACUCUCUAAGUUCUAGUUGAUUCCUAUAGUUUUGUAACAAUUCAAACAGACAUCUUGUCUGGCAUACAUCGA